Molecule: messenger RNA, 1095 nt
Organism: Nylanderia fulva
Lineage: Eukaryota; Metazoa; Arthropoda; Insecta; Hymenoptera; Formicidae
Biological process (GO): DNA integration
Molecular function (GO): nucleic acid binding
Source: RefSeq, a predicted model, not a curated record
AUGCACGGGGGUCCACAGCUAACUCGGAGUCAUCUUCUCCGCAAAUACUGGAUUGUCCAGGGUGGCUUGCUGACUCGGCGCAUCGUGCGGGAGUGCGUGCGCUGCACUCGCUUUCGACAGGAAACUGGGCAGCAGCGGAUCGGACAGCUUCCGUCGGUGAGACUUCGCCCGUCUCGACCCUUCCUUUCGUCCGGAGUGGACUUCGCCGGACCAAUCAAGGUUCGUGCGUCGAAGGGCCGAGGUCGCACGGCAUUAAAGGGCUACAUCAGUCUCUUUAUCUGUUUGGCGACGAGAGCGAUUCACUUGGAGGCGGUCUCUGAUCUCUCGACUGAGGCCUUUAUCGCAGCAUACCGUCGCUUUACUUCACGACGAGGUCGUUGUGCGGAGUUGAUGUCAGACAACGGCACCAAUUUCCGCGGAGCAGACCAGGAACUUAGGCGGAUGCUGAGGGCCGCGUCUGACGCUGGUUCGCACUUGGCGAACAAAGGAACGACGUGGACCUUUAUCCCGCCUCACGCACCGCACUUCGGUGGAAUCUGGGAAGCGGGUGUCCGGUCAACCAAACACCAUUUAAGGCGUAUCGUCGCCGAUCACGCCCUCACUUUUGAGGAGCUCUCCACUGUGUUGUGCCAAAUAGAGGCAUGCUUAAAUUCCCGACCUCUCUAUCCUCUCAGCUCCGAUCCUUCUGAUCUGACCGCCUUGACCCCUGGUCAUUUCCUAGUGGGUGAGGUUCUUACGAGCAUUCCUGAGCCGAUAACUCCAGAUGAGUUGCCAUCUCCGCAUAACCGUUGGCGUCUACUCACUAAUAUGCGGGAUCAUUUUUGGCGCAGGUGGUCAAAAGAAUACCUGCAUCAUUUGCACCAGUCAUCUAAGUGGCUGCAAACCAGGAGCAAUAUCCGAGAGGGAACCUUAGUCCUGAUCAAAGACGACCUCCUCCCCCCAACAAAGUGGGCGAUGGGCAGGAUUGUCAACGUCUUUCCCGGACCCGAUGGAUUGGUGAGAGUGGCGGACGUACGAACAGCCUCCUCCGUCCUACGGAGAUCGGUCACGAAGCUGUGUCCACUGCCAGUGCCGAUCGAACAACGAGAGGCGUAG